This is a messenger RNA of Pyrus x bretschneideri (Chinese white pear), 1294 nucleotides long. RefSeq names its product phytochrome A-associated F-box protein-like. The record is from RefSeq and is a predicted model, not a curated record. Gene Ontology annotation, molecular function: protein binding. The coding region runs from base 31 to 1053 and encodes 340 amino acids. NCBI's taxonomy places the organism in Eukaryota, Viridiplantae, Streptophyta, Magnoliopsida, Rosales, Rosaceae. The transcript has a single exon.
CCCUCAUUUCUCAGAUAAAUUCGAAAUCCGAUGGCCGGAACCCUGUUCUCGAAGCUCUCCGACGACGUCGUUCUGAACAUCCUCUUCAAGCUCGAGGCGGACCCACGGAACUGGGCUCGGCUUGCCUGCUCCUGCACCAAGUUCUCCUCCAUGAUCCGCAACGUCUGCUGGAAGACCAAGUGCUACAAGGUCAUCCCCUCCGUCGUCUCCGAUCUCCUUACCGGCUCCACCGAGCCUGCCGGCGGCUGGGCCGCCCUUCACAAGCUCGCUGUCUGCUGCCCUGGCCUCCUCCACUCCGGCGUCCUCUUCGAGAACUCCGACUUUGGGCUCGAGCGCGAGCUCGGUCCCGACGAGAAUUACCGGAAGUUGGACUCCAAUCCGGUCGGCGCAUCUCUGGCGGCGAAUCCUCAGACCGAGGCUUCCUCGAGCCAAAUUGGCGCGAAUCAGGAGGUGGGUUCUUGUGGAAAUGAUUGUUCUUGGUCUUUGUUCGAUGAUCUUUAUUUCGAUACGGUCUAUAACGAUUCUGAAGCCCAUCAAGAGCAAGAUAAUCUUCAAUUAGAAUCGGCAGCGGCGGAGGCGGAUCAAGUCGCCGUCGAGAAUGGCGCCAUUCGAGUGGGCGGCGAAUUUUCGAUAUGCAAGAAAAGGAAGGUCUGCAGACCGAUGAGGUCGCAUUUGGCUUCUGGGGUCUGGAAUCUGAGCCGUGAGCAGGGCAACAAGCUUCUCCACAGCCGGUUCCGCGGCGAUCGCUUGUACAUUUGUGAUUGGCCCGGCUGCGUGCACAUCGAAGAGAAGCGAAAUUACAUGCUUUUCAGAGGGCUUUUCAAGGAUUUCAAGGGGUCCCAAGUGUGGAGGACGAUCAAGGAUGGGAACCGCAGCAAGAUUGAUCUGAACUGCGCGUUUUGCGCCUGCAAAGACACUUGGGAUUUGCAUUCUGCAUUCUGCUUGAGGCGGGUUUUCGGGUACCAUGACGAUGGCGAGCCGGUUGUUCGAGCUUAUGUCUGUGAAAAUGGGCAUGUCUCUGGGGCUUGGACCGACCUGCCAUUGUACUCUUGAUAUCUAACGGUUAAAAAUCUCAGAGUACAGAUACUCCGAAGCACCAUGGAGUUUUCACUCUCGAGGAUCCGAGGAGGAAGGAUUGUGUUUUUAUUUCAAUGUAUGUCAGGAUUUUCAAGAGUUGCUUCUGUUAUUGUUGUGUUUUCAAAACCUUCUUCGUUGUGUUUUCAAUAAAGAUGUAUAAUUUCAAUGUCAUGUUGUAAGAAUUGAUAAGAUUCUAAAUUUAAAUCGAGAUUUCGAA